Messenger RNA from Cariama cristata (Red-legged seriema), 2811 nucleotides. RefSeq names its product calpain 15 (gene CAPN15). Gene Ontology annotation, molecular function: calcium-dependent cysteine-type endopeptidase activity. Gene Ontology annotation, biological process: proteolysis. Gene Ontology annotation, cellular component: cytoplasm. The record is from RefSeq and is a predicted model, not a curated record. Lineage: Eukaryota; Metazoa; Chordata; Aves; Cariamiformes; Cariamidae.
AUGGCUGCCGUCCGUGAGUGGUCCUGCACCCGCUGCACCUUUCUGAACCCUGUCGGCCAGCGGCAGUGCUCCAUAUGCGAAGCCCCCCGCCAGAAGCCCGACCUCAACCACAUCCUGCGACUCAGCGUGGAGGAACAGAAAUGGGCUUGUGCCCGCUGCACCUUCAGGAACUUUCUGGGCAAGGAAACCUGUGAGGUAUGUGGCUUCACCCCGGAGCCAGGGCCCAGUGGCUCCCCCUUGCCUGUCAUCAAUGGCAUCUUGCCCAAGCCCACCGUGCUUGUGGAUCCCAAGGGCCCAUCCAAGGAGGAGGCUACCAAGGCAGAAAGCAGCAGUGAGGACUCGGAGGGGAAGAGCCCUGAUGAAGCGGAGCUGGAAAAUGGCUGGGCUUGCCAGCGCUGCACACUGCACAACACGCCAGUGGCCAACUCCUGCUCUGCCUGUGGUGGCCCACGCAAGCUCUCCCUGCCCAAGAUCCCACCAGAGGCUCUGGUCGUCCCUGAGGUCAUCACCCCGGCCGGAUUUCACUCCACCCCACAGCCUUUAGUCUCUGCAGAGAUCUCUGAUGGUGAUGCCGUGGCCACCCAGGGCCCAGUGGCUAUGGAACAAGAGGCCCAAAAGAUACCAGCCUUCAGUCCCUUCUCCCCGGGGCUCCAGAACAACCCUGUGCCCCGAAGCCGCCGGGAGGUGCCCCCCCAGCUGCAGAUGCCAGGCCCUGAAACCUCCCAGCCUGCAGCUCAGAGCGCAGCGGGGCAGAAGGGCUCUCCGCAGGGUCAGACCAGGGCUGCCCCGGCUGCCCGCUUUCCGUCCCACUGGAAGUGCAGCUCCUGUUCCCUGCUUAACUCCGCCGGGGUUGGCAAAUGCGAGGCUUGCAAUACCCAGAAAGGCAGCGACACCAUCAAUCUGGUGGGGGACUCGGUGAGAUUUACCCCUUGCAGCCCCUCUAGCCCUGACUUCACCACCUGGUCCUGUUCCAAGUGCACCCUCAAGAACCCCACCCUGGCCCAGAAGUGCAAAGCCUGCGGCUCCUCGAAGCUGCAUGGCUUCCAGGAGCAUGGGACACAGGGCGAGCUGUCCCCCCGCUGCCCCGACUGCGGGGCUUGUGACAAGGGCGGCUGCUCCUCCUGUGGUGGCAGGGCCCCAUCCGCCCGCAAGGUUGCCCGCCCCUUCCUUGGCCAGGAGAGGCCAGGCCAGUGGGCUUGUCCCGCUUGCACCUUGCUCAACGAGCUGAAGGCCAAGCACUGCGUGGCCUGCCAUACCCCGCAGCAGUACAUGGCCCAGCGCAAGGGCCUCAAACCCCUGAAGAGACGGGAGAGCAUGCACGUGGAGAAGAGGCGGCAGACAGACGAGGGAGAGGCCAAAGCCCUGUGGGAAAACAUCGUGACCUUCUGCCGGGAGAACAAAGUCAAUUUUGUAGAUGACAGUUUCCACCCUGGGCCUAAGUCCGUGGGAUUCCCAGAAGGCGACAGCGUGCAGCAGAGGGUGAAACAGUGGCUGCGACCCCACGAAAUCAACUGUAGCAUCUUCAAGGACCGAUCGGUGAAGUGGUCGGUGUUUCGGACACCCAGGCCCUCGGAUAUCCUGCAGGGACUGCUGGGGAACUGCUGGUUCCUGAGUGCCCUGGCCGUGCUGGCUGAGCGGCCGGGGCUGGUGGAGAGGGUGAUGAUCACCAGGACGCUGUGUCCCGAGGGUGCCUACCAGGUGCGGCUGUGCAAGGACGGCACGUGGACCACAGUGCUGGUGGAUGACAUGCUGCCAUGCGAUGAGUGCGGAUACCUCCUCUUCUCACAGGCCCAGAGGAAGCAGUUGUGGGUCGCCCUCAUUGAGAAGGCGCUGGCCAAGCUUCAUGGUUCGUACUUUGCCCUCCAGGCAGGGCGUGCUAUUGAAGGCCUGGCUACACUAACGGGUGCCCCCUGCGAGAGCCUGAUGCUGCAGGUCAGCUCCACUAACCCUCGCGAGGAGCCCAUUGACACUGACCUCAUCUGGGCCAAAAUGCUGAGUUCUAAGGAGGCUGGGUUCCUCAUGGGUGCAUCCUGUGGCGGAGGCAACAUGAAAGUUGACGAUGUGGCCUAUGAGAGUAUGGGUCUCCGUCCACGGCACGCCUACUCCAUCCUGGACGUGCGGGAUGUCCAAGGCUUCAGAUUACUGCGGCUCCGAAACCCCUGGGGCCGCUUCUCCUGGAACGGCAGCUGGUCCGAUGAGUGGCCGCACUGGCCGGCUCCCUUGCGCCAUGACCUGAUGCCCCAUGGCAGCAGCGAGGGUGUCUUCUGGAUGGAGUACAGCGAUUUCAUUAAGUAUUUUGACUCCGUGGAUAUCUGCAAGCUCCAUUCAGACUGGCACGAGGUGCGUGUGCAGGGCCUGUUCCCCAACAAGGCCAAUGGGCCGGUGACAGUGACAUCGCUGACGGUGUUGGAGCGUGCCGCCCUGGAGUUCGCCCUCUUCCAGGAGGGCAGCAGGUGAGCUGGGCAGCCCACGGGCUGCAGCGGGAACAAGCUGAGCCUGGGCCGGCUGAUGGCUCACAGCAAACGAGCCGUCAAGAAGUUCGUCAACUGCGACGUCAUGCUGGAGCCGGGCGAGUACGCCGUCGUGUGCUGUGCCUUCAACCACUGGGGCACUGCCCUGGCAGGCCCUGCCGCUGCCCAGGCAUCCAGUCCCACCAGCAGCCGACCGGCCGCCGAUUAUUCCAGCUAUAUCCUGGCCAUCUACAGCUCCCGCCUGGUGAUGGUGGAGCAGGUGGAGGCGCAGCCCACCACGCUGGCGGACGCCAUCAUCCUGCUGACGGAGAACAAGGGCGAGCGCCAUGAGGGCCGUGAG